GAUAAAAAUUUUAGUUUAUAAAUAUGAUAGAAAAAUGUCUUUUGCAUUACAAAGUUUGGCAACAUCAACACUUUAAAGAAUACCCUGCCCUCUCUCUUUCCUUGAGGAAGCUCAGUUUCCCAUAGGCAUCUCCAUACUCCAACACACACAAAUAGAGAAAAACCACCAUCAUCACAGAACACACAUGAAAAUGGCCAUAAAAAAUGCCACUUUGGUUCAUGUAGAUGAGGACUACAUUGACAUGGAACUAAGUUCUUCUUCUUCUUCUACUUCCUCCAACUUAUUCUCUUAUUCCAUUUCCUCUCCCCCACAGAACAGCGAGUUUGAAUUCCAAAUGAUUUCUGUCUCAAAUGAGAAAGAUUCAAAACCUUCCCCUGCAGAUGAUCUCUUCUACAAGGGAAAACUCCUUCCUCUUCACAGCCCUCCUCGCCUUCAAAUGGUUCAAAAGCUCAUAGAGAACUCCAACAAUGCCACCUUUGAUUUUGUGAAAUCACAGUCAGAUUUGGAAGAUAGUAGCUUCCCCUUCACAAGUGACUUCAGAACUCCUUCAGAAUCAUGCAGGGUUAGCAGUGAAGUUGCAAACCCAGAUGAAUUGUUAUACCCAUUUGGGUGGUCUUCUGGUCUUGUUGGUGAUGAUCUUCAUCAUCUUCCCAAGAAGACUUUGCCCAAGAAACUGAAGCAUUUCUGGCUCAGUCAAAAACUCAAGGCUUCAAGAGUUUACCUGAAAUCUUUCUUCAGCAAAUCUGGUUGUUCAGACAAGUCAUGUGCCAGUGCAGCAACCAAUGUUGGAGCAGAGAGGGACUCAAAUUGCAAAGAGUGUCAGAACAAGUACAUGAAGGUUAAUCCAAGGAAAAACUGUAAAAACCCAUUUGAGAUUUUCUAUGAUGAGAAGCAUCACAUGUCUUGUAAUGUCAUGAAGACCAUUAAGAGAGAGAUAUUUGAAGAUGACUUCACUAGUAAUCACAGGAAGUCUUUCUCUGGUGUGGUUCAGAGACAUUGUGUUUCAAAGGCUUCAUCUUUAUCCACAUCUUCAUCAGGGUCAUCUUCUUCUUCUUCAUCUUUCUCUCUGAGCUCAGCUGGGUACUAUGAUUUGCAAUUGUUCAAGAGGAGCAUCAGUGCAAAUUAUGAGUUGGAAGGUUCAGUUGAAGGAGCCAUUGCUCACUGCAAACAGUCUCAGCAACAGUCUCAGGAUGUGUUCUCAGUUUCCGACAAAACUUGUGGUUAGUGGUGGUGGAAAUCAAGAAAUAGCAGGAACAUUUUCCGGUGAGAGAGGGGAGGAAACGUUGUAAGAGAAGAAUGAGACAUUUUCAUGUGAAAUGCUGUUGUGUAUUAAUGUUUGAAUUAACAGCGUGGCCUUUCCGGCAUUAAUUUGUUCAAAAUUGAUGUUCUUGCUCUGCUCUUCUCUGUCUCUUUCUAUCUGUCCUAUUGUUGUACAUUUUUCACACUUUCCUCAGCUGUAAAUCCCUUAGAUGUACUAUUAUUAUCAUUGGCUCAGUGAA
Lotus japonicus is the source of this 1499-nucleotide messenger RNA. RefSeq names its product probable membrane-associated kinase regulator 4. Bases 185 to 1225 code for a protein of 346 amino acids. Lineage: Eukaryota; Viridiplantae; Streptophyta; Magnoliopsida; Fabales; Fabaceae. The transcript has a single exon. Gene Ontology annotation, molecular function: kinase inhibitor activity. Gene Ontology annotation, cellular component: plasma membrane. The record is from RefSeq and is a predicted model, not a curated record.